Brassica napus (rape) is the source of this 3089-nucleotide messenger RNA. RefSeq names its product phosphatidylinositol/phosphatidylcholine transfer protein SFH6-like. The transcript is spliced from 8 exons. Lineage: Eukaryota; Viridiplantae; Streptophyta; Magnoliopsida; Brassicales; Brassicaceae. The record is from RefSeq and is a predicted model, not a curated record. The coding region runs from base 1060 to 2910 and encodes 616 amino acids.
ACCACAACUUUCAUAUCCACAUCUGCAAGCUCCAGACGCCAUUAGCUCCUCCUCCUCUGCCAUAAGCUCCUCCAUUACCUGCCUACGUAAGCACUAACACGAUAAGACCCUCCACCGGCUCCAUGACUGCUAACCACUUCUUUCACCACCACAAUUUUCAUAUCCAAUUACACAAGUUCCACUUAAGCCAUUAGCUCCUCCACCGUCACCUCCUCCAUACCUUCCAACUUUUGAUCCACAUCACGGCUCCACGUCCAGCUCUUCCUCCUUCACCACCACAUAAGACCUGACCUCUACCGUUGCCACUAGCAUGACCACCAUAAACAUUAUGUUAUCCACCGUAACUAUGUCUCCACCUUUUCUUCUCCACUAGCAUCUCCACCUCCAACUUUUCCUCUUCCAUCUACGGCUUUUAUUAUAUUGUGUAAAACGUCGGCUGUGAAAAUUGUAAGAGAAGAGAGUAGAUGCGUCUGAUUAAAAUUUGAUGAGUUAAUGAAAAAAUAGAUUUUAGGUUAUAAGGGUUCUUUGGAAAAUUUACAAGGAAGAAGUACUUCACAUGCUGAAAAUAUGUGUGGAUGUAAAUAGGUAAGUAAAAAGUAUGUGUACGUUUAAUAUUUUCUAUCUUUUUGGAACAAGACUAAAUAUCCAAAUUAAGUAUGGGAUUUGGAGAUUUAAUCCUUACUAGAACAGGAAGGGGCAAAAGCAAAGAAAAGUAUGGGGUUCACAAUAGGAAGCGAGUGUAAAUAAUAGAGGUGUCAGGCUAAUAAAUAUUUAGAUAUUAUUUUCCUUUGUUUUCUAGAAAGAAUUGUAAAAGAGAUAUAAGCAAAGCAAAAAAGCAAUAAAGAAAUAGUCCAGAGGUUGCUCCGAAUUCUACUCUCCACUUUUUUUUUACCUCUGGAAUUUUUUCUUUAAUUUUUGCGAAAUUUGAGGAGUCUCUCUCUCUCUCUGGUUAAUGGGAGGAAGAGUAGAUUCGCAAGAAAGAUAGAACAAAGAUUGAUUCGUGGAUCAGCCAUUCGAGCCAGAGCUUUUAUCAGUCGUUUAGUGGGAAGGAAUCUUCAGAUGUCAGGUCCUGUUGAUCGAUUCGCAAUACCAUGUUUCGAGGGACUGUUGAGCAGCGACGAGAAGAAAGAGCGCAAGUCCGACUUCGAGAUCUCAGAAGACGAGAGGAGAACAAGAAUCGGCUCCCUGAAGAAGAAAGCCAUCAACGCCUCCACCAAGUUCAAACACUCCCUCAAGAAGAAGAAGCGCCGCAAAAACGAAGGCCGCGUCAGCUCCGUCUCCAUCGAAGACGUCCGCGACGUCGAGGAGCUUCAAGCCGUCGACGAGUUCCGGCAAUCUUUAGUCAUGGAUGAGCUCCUCCCUUCAAAACACGACGACUACCACAUGAUGCUACGCUUCCUGAAAGCGAGGAAGUUCGACGUCGAGAAGGCAAAACAGAUGUGGGGGGACAUGAUCCAGUGGAGGAAGGAGUUUGGUACAGACACUAUCAUCCAAGACUUUGAGUUUGAAGAGAUUGACGAUGUCUUGAAGUAUUACCCGCAGUGUUACCACAGCGUGGAUAAAGAAGGGAGGCCUGUGUAUAUCGAGAGGCUCGGGAAAGUCGAUCCCAACAAGCUGAUGCAGGUCACGACGAUUGAUAGGUAUCUUAGGUAUCAUGUGAAGGAGUUCGAGAGGAGUUUCAUGGUCAAGUUCCCUGCUUGCACGAUCGCUGCGAAGAAGCAUAUUGACUCGAGCACGACGAUCUUGGACGUGCAGGGAGUGGGGUUGAAGAACUUUAGCAAGUAUGCUCGGGAGCUUGUUACUAGGUUGCAGAAGAUUGAUGGGGAUAACUAUCCGGAGACUCUCCACCAGAUGUUCAUCAUCAACGCAGGGACUGGAUUCCGCGUGAUUUGGAGCACUCUGAAGAGCUUCCUUGACCCCAAAACAACUUCUAAGAUUCAUAUGCUUGGAAACAAGUAUCAGAGCAAAUUGCUUGAGGUUAUCGAUUCCAGCGAGUUGCCUGAGUUUUUGGGUGGUACAUGUACUUGCGCUGAUCAGGGUGGCUGUAUGCUUUCUGAUAAAGGGCCUUGGAAAAAUCCUGAUAUUUUGAAGAUGGUUCUACACGGGGGAGCUCACCGAGCGAAGCAGGUGGUGAAAGUUCUGAACAGCGAAGGGAAAGUCAUUGCGUAUGCAAAGCCAUCUUAUCCAUGGAUAAAGGGAAGUGACACCUCAACCGCAGAGUCAGGUUCUGAAGCUGAAGAUGUGGUUGUCUCUCCAAAGGCAAUUAAAAAUUAUUCUCAUCUCCGCUUGACCCCUGUUCGUGAAGAGGCAAAGAUUGGGUCUGGUGAAACGAGCUUUGCCGGUAGUUUGGCUGGUUAUGAUGAGUAUGUUCCAAUGGUUGACAAAGCUGUCGACGCCACCUGGAAGGUCAAACCCACCACCUCCAUCAACAGGGUUCAGUCCAAAGGAGUUCUUGUUACUCCAAAUGUCCCAAAGGAGAAUGAAAGCUUCAGCGCUCGUGUGUUAGUAUUUUUCAUGGCGAUUGUGAUGGCGAUUCUCGCAUUCUUCCGCACAGUAUCAAACCGUGUUGUGACCAAGCAGCUUCCUCCUCCUCCUCCGCAAAUAGAAGGAAACACUGCCGCUAAAGAGGAGGAAGCUGAGCUCCUCAAUUCAGUGCUGAAGAAAUUAACGGAACUUGAGGAGAAAAUUGGAGCGCUGCAGUCAAAGCCAAAUGAGAUGCCUUAUGAGAAGGAAGAGCUGCUUAACGCAGCUGUUUGCCGCGUGGACGCACUUGAAGCCGAGCUCAUAGCCACUAAAAAGGCUCUAUAUGAAGCUCUGAUGAGGCAAGAAGAAUUACUCGCUUACAUUGAUCGUCAAGAGUUUACUCAGUCCCAGAAGAAGAAGAAGAGGAAGCACAUGUUCUGUUUUUAAGAAGAUGAAGAAAGAAGAAGCGUCUAUCUAUCUGCCUUCUCUUUCUCUUUUCCUUCGUAGAUUUUCGUUUAUAAAGAAGAGGAACAGAACAAGUGUUUAUUAAAAACAAACAGACUUUUCUCAUCUCAUUUUAUGUUCAAAUCAAUUCAAAGAAGAGAGUUCUUUCUCUUUUAUGAUGA